Messenger RNA from Zychaea mexicana, 5247 nucleotides. RefSeq lists its product as uncharacterized. Lineage: Eukaryota; Fungi; Mucoromycota; Mucoromycetes; Mucorales; Lichtheimiaceae. The record is from RefSeq and is a predicted model, not a curated record. Bases 255 to 4994 code for a protein of 1579 amino acids. The transcript is spliced from 5 exons. Gene Ontology annotation, cellular component: fungal-type vacuole membrane.
CGACAAUACAUCUACUAACCAAUCCCCCAUUCAAUCCUUCGUAUAAAAGUAUCUCUUCCACAUCUCCAUUCGUUAGCCACCUUAUUUUAUCCUUCCCUACACCUUAUUCUCUCAAAAAAGAGCCUUCUUUUCUUCUGAACGUCCAAUACAGGCGUUCCUGUCCUUUUCUUCGAGUCCCGAAAUUCCCCUUUUCAUCAUCUUCAAUCUCGUCGAACUUUAACGAUCUACUUUCCUUUACACAUACAUAAUAAAUCAUGGCCAAUAGCUUUGAAAAAGAGGCGCACAGAGCCCUUGCUAUCAGUGGCCCUGAUAUGCAUAGCCAGCAGCAAGAUCAAUCACUUUUGGAUCGACAACAGAGCAACAAUGAACCAGCUAGCGUGGAAAACAGCGUCAUGGAAGAGUACUCUGAAAAACCACCACCACCGCCGCCGCGUCGGUUCUACAAGCAAAAGAAAUACUGGAUCAUUUGCUCCAUCAUUACAGUGAUCAUUGUAGUCGUGGUCGUUCUAUUGAUCAUCUACGUCUUCUUCCCCAUGAUCGCUCAAGCUUUGAUGAACCAGUCCGGCAUAGGCGUCGACAGUUCUGACAUUACCUUCAACCCACCAGACAACCUCAACAAGCGUGAUGGCGAACAGCUCAACAUGAACAGCUCUUUUUACAUGUCCAUGACCAGCUCCAUGAGCAAUACCGGUCCUUUUGCAGCAGACUUGAAAUUCCACAAUCCUAUCAACGUCUACUACAACGACACUCUGUUGGGUAACAUUACUCUGCCCGACAGCAACAUCGCCGGUGGCAAGGGUACCCUUCAGGCUGACACUCCAUUCUUGAUCCAAAACACAACCUUCUUUGCCGCAUUUGCUCGAGAAAUGUUGGCCAAUGAUGAAUUCAAGUGGAAGCUCAAAGGCAAGCUUGAUAUCACUGCAUUGACGAGAACUGCAACCGUACAACUUGACAAAGAAGUCACCAUCCCUGGUAUGGGCGGAUUCCCCGAAGUCAGUAUCCAGUCGUUUGAAUUGCCUGGCGAUGAUCCAAAUGGCGGUAUUCUAGUUGAAUUGGGCACCAUCCUGAACAGCCCGUCACCUGUCGGCGUACAGCUCGGUACCAUCAAGAUGGCUAUUGGCUACGACGGCGUCGAUCUUGGCGAAGUCACUGCGGAAGGCAUCAAUUUGGCCAAGGGCAACAACAGCAUUUUGCUCAAGGGCACCUUGCAGCCCCAAAGCGAUCCCGCCAACUUGGAGAAGGUUGGCAAACUGUUCUCCAACUACGUUUCCGGUAAAAUGUCGCAGACCACGGCCGUCGGUGUUUCGGCCGCUCCUGAUGGUACCAACUCGAUCGGCUGGCUCUCUGAAGGUUUCCAGUCUGUUCGCUUGAACGUUGGUCUUGGUGUCGACAAACCUUUGGACAUUAUCAAGUCAGUCAGCAUGGGCUACCUCGAUCUGGCAUUCAGCGCCGACCAGCCCUAUGCCCCCGUCUUGUCUGCUCCUGAGAUCAAUGCCGGUUUCCAGAUUCCAUUCGGUUUCUCCUUGGAUAUCACUGAUGUUAAGCAAGAUUUGCAGAUGGCCAACAACGAGACUGGCAGUUUUGCUACCAUCUCGGCUCCUUUCGUGCCUGCUCAAAGCAACCAAGAAUCCGGAGAGCUCAAGUUUGCUAUGAACAAUGAUACCAUCCAAGCAAUCGGUGGUCAGGAACCUGCUUUCAAUGAUUACACCUAUGCUUUGACUGCUCAAGAAUCGUACACGUUCCAGAUCAAGGGUGAAGCCACGACCAAGACGGUGACACCCAUCGGUAACAUUACCUUGGGAGGCAUCACGCUCGAUGUUCCUACUAGCUUGAAGGGUUUGCAGUUCCUCAACAGCACCCCUACCAUCAUCAACAGCUUGGACGUCACUGGUGGCGAGACUGAUCACAUGAACUUGGCCAUCAACCUGUCCAUGAGCAAUCCAUCUGAUUUUAGCAUUUACACUGGUGAUGUCUCAUUCGACAUGAAGGCUGAUAACACCAAAAUUGGUACUGUCACCCUGAGUCAGCUCAAGUUGAACCGUGGCGACAACGCUAUCGUUGCGACUGCCGCCUUUGAUCCCAAGAGCUCCACCGUUGGCCAGAACCUCUUGUCCACUUUUGUCAUGGGGAGUGACAACAAUGUUAAUGUCGCCGGUAAUGAGAACUCGACUCCCAUCAAAUCCUUGAUUGGUGGUUUAUCCGUCAUUUCGAUCGACUCGACUCUGCCCGGUUUGAAGGACCCACUCAUCCAAGGUUCCAAGUUGACCGUGUUGAAUGACACGCUUGACACUGGCAUUGUCAAUGUCCAAGUCUCCAUUGCCAACCCCUUCACGGCUGGUUUGUCCAUCACGUCCGUCAAGUCUGCUGUGACGUACUCCGGUAUGCCUGUCGGUAACAUCAACCAAGACGUGUCUGGUAACCCCAUCAACAUCCCUGGCCACUCCACUGUCCAGUCGACUCCUUUGGACAUGACCAUGAACUUGGAGCCCGGAGCGGUUGCCCUGUUAUUGCGUGAUCUCGCUGUCAAGAAGAACCUCGAUACCCGUCCCUUGGAUGCUCUUUUGACCAUGGGCGGUUUCUCGAUUCAGGGUCAAGAAGAGAUUUCUGCUGAUCCUUCCUUGUUCGAUGGCUUUGACAUUUCCAAGUUUGUCAUGGAAGCAAUGUCAGUCUUGGCUGUUGACUUGCAGCUUGAGUCUGGCUUGACCAUUGGCCAGUAUGUCAACACUCUUCAGUUUGCCCAAAGCAAUGUCGCGACCGCAACGGAUGAAACCGUAACCAAGUUGAUUCCUGUCGUUGGCCAGCCUAUUGUCCAACAGAUUGUCGACGGUUCCGAUUUGGCUUUUGAGACCAUCACCCUCUCCGAGCCCACCAAUUCCGGUUUCAAAGUCCAGAUGGUCGGUUCUAUCAGCAACACUGGCCCCAUGGCUGCUUCCAUCAGCUUCGCCCAGCCUUUGACCAUCUCCUGGGAAGGCCGCGAGCUAGGCAAGGUUUCCAUGGAUACUAUCAAUACCCAGCCCAAUGUCGGCGCCACGUUCAACGUCAGUGGUGAAUUCUCCAUUGCAGACGCCAACUACAUGGGCGACUUUGCCGAGUUCAUGAUCAACAAUGAUGAAUUUGUCUGGGACAUUAACAGCAUCGAAGGUGUUAACGUCGAUGCUAUUGGCUACCUGUUUACCAACAUCAACAUGACCAAGCAAGUGACGCUCGGCGGUGCCAAGGGCUUCAAGGACUGUGUCACCAUCCACUCGUUCGACUUGCCUGCCAACGAUCCUGCUGGUGGUAUUUCGCUUACUUUGGACGUCACCAUCCAGAACCCCAGUCAGGUCGGAUUCUUGCUCGCCGGUGCUGGUUUCGAAUCAUUCUUCAAGGAUAUUCAGAUUGGCGUCUUGGCCUCUGACGGUGCUGCCAGCUUCCCUCCCAAGGGCUCGAGCGACAUGACUAUGAAGGGCCGUUUGAUCAAACAAGAUUCUCAAGAAGGCAUCGACGCCAUCACCGAGGUGUUCGCCAACUUCUUGUCUGCUCAAAACUCGACUUUGACCGUCAAGGGUACCUCUGGUUCCGGUCCUCAAGGCCAGGUCAGCUGGCUGACUAAGGGCUUCCAGAGCUUGAGCAUCGAGAACGUCACCUUGCCUGGUCCUGAAGUUGCUCCCGAAUUGAUUCCUUCUAUCACUCUCAAAGACAUGGAGCUCGAUUUCACUGCUGCUGACUAUGCUCCGAUCAUGGGCUCAAACUUGGUCAACGCUCAGCUCAAGAAUCCAUUCGGUUUCCCUCUUGGUGUCAGCUCGCUUAACAUGGACGUUGAGGCUUCGUACCAGAACAACCGUGCUGCUCAUAUGGAUGUGCCCGAUGUCCCGUCCACCACUGAUGCCAAUGGUAUGAUUACCACCGCUUUCUCCGGCGUGCCUUUCGAAGUCUACGAUGAUGCCCACAAGGUCUUCAAUGCGUUCACCAAGGCUCUUACUGAAAGCUCCAAUGUUACUUUUGGUAUGUCUGGUAUGGCCAACUCGAUUGCUGAAACCGCUGUCGGUCAGCUCAAGCUUACCAACAUUUCCUACGAUGUUUCGAGUAGCUUGUCUGGUUUCAACAACUUUGAUGGCAAAACCACCAUUCUCAAGCAAGCCGUCACUGGCGGUACUCCUGAGUACAUUGAAAUCACGUUGACCGUUGCCUUCAACAACCCCUCGAACAUCACUAUCACUAUUGGCGCUAUUCAGUUCGAGUCCAUCAUGAACGAGCAUCAGACCAGCGUCGGUACCGUCAAAUUGCAAGACGUUGUAAUCAAACCUGGAAACAACACCUUUGACUGUAUCAUGGAAAUGAAGAGUUCCAAGAAGGAAUACGUUGACCAGAUGGUCUCGAUUUACAUGACGAACUCUCUAGCACCGUUGACUAUCUCAGGCACCCAAGACUCAACCAAGAUUGCUUCGAUCCAGGAUGCUCUUUCGACCGUCCGUCUUGGUACUGCCAUGCAAGGUAUUGUCAGUAACCUUGUUGAGCGUGCUGAUGUCGAAGCCAAGGCCGCUGUUGUGCUUACCAAGAAGGCCAAGACCUGGGUCACUUUGAACAAUCCCUUGAAUACUCCUUACACCAUCCAGAAGGUCUCGGUUGAAAUCGAGAACGAGAACGACGGCAAACCAUAUGCUAUGGGUACCAUUGAUUACGAGUUGCCCAACCCAAUUACCGUCAACCCUGGUGAACAAAAGCGCUCGGACGAAUGGCCUGUUGAUGUUGAUGCUAACGCUCUUCAGCUGCUUGGAUUGAUUGGCAAUGGUGAGAUCUCCAUCAGCUUGCGCCAGAACGUCACUGUCCAGGUCGGCGAUACUGAUGGUGGUUAUGCUUCCUACUUUUACUACUAUCAAAACAACGUGCCUUGCGGUUUGGAUAUCAAAUUGUUGGGUAUUUCUUUGCCCGACGAUGAGGACUUCAAGAAGGAUGACAACUCUACUUCGUCCUCGGUCGAACAAGCUGCUUCUAGCGCUGCUCCUGCUGCUUAAAAAAAAACUACUACCAUCGUUACUUUAUAACUUGUACUAUUUAAAAAAAAACCUGUUGUAAUACUUUUACUAUUUUCCUUUUUACCUUAUCUUUUGUAAUGACGAAGUCGUUUCUCCACUCUUCCUUCUAUUCAUUCCUUUUCCAUUUUUUGGCUUCUCUUCUACACCUCUCUCCUUCUUAACCUUUAACUCUUUACUUCCGUAUACCAUAAUCUAUGUUACACAUAUGCUGAUAUAGAUGUUACGUUUGUCG